Messenger RNA from Brassica rapa (field mustard), 2023 nucleotides. RefSeq names its product YTH domain-containing protein 1. Gene Ontology annotation, cellular component: nucleoplasm. Gene Ontology annotation, molecular function: mRNA binding; N6-methyladenosine-containing RNA reader activity. The record is from RefSeq and is a predicted model, not a curated record. Gene Ontology annotation, biological process: regulation of mRNA splicing, via spliceosome; mRNA splicing, via spliceosome. Lineage: Eukaryota; Viridiplantae; Streptophyta; Magnoliopsida; Brassicales; Brassicaceae.
CCCCUAUCUAAGCCGGCCUUGAUAAAGGUACACCUAUAUACCGGAGAUGAAAGAACCCAAAAGGCAGAGUAGUCUGAGCUUGACUCUGAUCCAUCUUGUCCUGCCUUAGCCCAUAAGCGAAUACGCAUGAUUUAUGAACGAACACUCAUAGGCUAACCUUGAGUUUUCCUCAAAGUAUUUUAGGACCUGGUUUGGCUAGACUGGUUGGUUUGCUUAUCUACAUUUGAAGGCCGAACAGGUGAGCCUAUUAAUAGAGUGGGCCGUCUAUACAAUACACCACCAGCGGUAUAACUAAAGCCUGAUAAACCGUUAGAUUUAAAUCUUCCAUCGGAUCCUGUCCGUUCAAUUUACACCUUUCCUCACCUACAUGUUACUCUACCAUAAUUGAGAACUACAUCGACAGAAAAAAAAGAAAAGAAAAAAAACUGAAAGAAAAUAAAAGAAGAAGAAGAUUAGGGCUUUCAUUGGAUUUGAGUAAGAGGAAAAAGAGUUCGUGUCUUCAUCUUCUUCUUCUUCACUUGGGUUUCUCUCAUUCCCUGUCCGAGAAGCUUUUAAGAUACUAUCAAGAGGCAUGUCUUCUGAUACUACUGCCAAGGAAAAUGUAGCUGUUGUCGAUUGGAAACAAGAUAUAGCAAACUCCGAUGAUCCAGAGAGUUCUUGCUACAGAAGCAAAGAAGAUCGUAAGCCCUCCAAUGCUGUACGAGGUCACUUUCUUGGAAGUAAGAACAAGAGUAAACCAGGAUAUCAAACGAGAUACUUCAUCAUCAAAAGUCUAAACUACGACAAUAUUCAACUCUCGGUUGAGAGAGGGAUAUGGGCUACUCAAGUCAUGAAUGAGCCUAUCUUGGAAGGUGCUUUUCAUAACUCUGGUCGAGUGGUUUUAAUAUUCAGCGUGAACAUGAGCGGAUUUUUCCAAGGGUAUGCAGAGAUGCUGUCUCCUGUGGGUUGGAGACGAGACCACAUAUGGAGUCAGGGAGGUGGUAAGAACAACCCUUGGGGACGCAGCUUUAAAGUGAAAUGGUUGAGGCUGAGUGAGUUGCCUUUUCAGAAAACACUUCAUCUCAAGAAUCCUUUGAAUGAUUACAAGCCUGUUAAGAUUAGCCGAGAUUGUCAGGAGUUGCCGGGAGAUAUUGGUGAAGCACUUUGUGAACUCCUUGAUGCGCAUAGCUGCGAUGACGGUUUGCUGAAUAGGUAUAGUUUGGUUCUUAGAUCUCUUUAUAUCUGCUUGUUCUUGAUAUUGGCGUGUGACAGCUCUUCUAGGGAUGAUUACUCAACAAAAAGGUCUCGCGUGGAACCUCCAUCUUCCUCAGGAGACGAAGAGUACAAUAACAAUAUGUGGGGCCAUUACCCUCCUGCGGUCUACUCAAACCAGGAUGACCUCAGCAGAUUCCAUCUUGCACAGCAGGGAGGAUAUGGUGUAGAGCAAGAAAAGUAUUUACAAUUCAACUCAUGGGGUUUGCCUUUGGAGAGCCCUCUAGCGAGUACCCUAACCGAUGAUGAUUUUCUUAACAUGUCUUAUGAAGAAUACGUUGAAAUCCACAGCAGAUGCAUGAGACAACUUGGUCUGCCUGUCAGUAUUGUCCAUCGUUGUUUAAUAUUCACUCUUCUAAACCUAUGGCUUGACUUUCUUUCUUUCUUUCUUUCUUUCUGUGCAGGUGAUUCCACAAUCGCAUGCCACACAAGAGCCAUCAAGUAAAACAGAUGAUGGAAGCAAUGGUUCUUCGAAAGACCGGUCAUCAUCAAGAAAGAGAGGACGGGAUUCAUCCUAGUGUUCAAGCUCGAACCUCUACCACUAAUUGCAUCAAAAACGCCCAAGAAUUUGUCCAUUUUGUUAGCAUGGUGAUGGAGAAGUUGUCGUCAUGCUGUAUUCAUGUUCAUUUAUUCUGGUGGUUUACAGAAACCAGAAUAGUGUAGCUAACCAGUUUCUUCCUUUUUUUUUUUUUUUUUUGCCAAAACUUGUACAGUUUUUAAUACGGCAACGCUUAAAGCUUUUGGAAAUCUAAAUCCUGAAUUAGGUUUGUGA